Messenger RNA from Penicillium salamii, 1515 nucleotides. The record is from the annotation of a GenBank genome assembly. NCBI's taxonomy places the organism in Eukaryota, Fungi, Ascomycota, Eurotiomycetes, Eurotiales, Aspergillaceae.
AUGGAGUCAAAUGGACAAGCACUCCCAGAGGAGGCCAACAAGCCGCCAGAGGGUGUGGUUUUACCCCCAAAAGACAUUCGGGCCAUUGUCGAAAAGACCGCGGGCUACGUCGCUCGCAAUGGACCAGUCUUUGAAGAUCGUGUCCGUGAGAAGGAAAAAAGCAACCCCAAGUUCUCUUUCCUCGUCGAAGGUGAUGCAUAUGCGCCUUUCUAUCAAUGGCGACUUGUCGAAAUCAGGGAAGGCCGAGGAUCAGCUGUCGCAGCAGGACGAGCUGGCGAAACAGUCGCAGAACCCGAGAAGCCCAAGGGGCCACCCGAACCGGCCGCAUAUCACUUCUCGGCUCGCAUGCCGAUCAUCAACGCCCAGGAUUUGGAAGUCGUCAAGCACACGGCCAUGUUUGUUGCCAAGCGCGGAAAGUCUUUCAUGACCGCGUUGUCCCAGCGCGAGGCACGAAACUUCCAAUUCGACUUCCUGCGACCCCAGCACAGUCUUUACCAAUUCUUCACCCGUCUAGUCGACCAAUACACUAUCUUACUCCGUCCCGAGGGAAUUGAUGACGCAACUUCGUCUAAAAAGAUCAUUGCCGAAUUGGAGCAAAAUGUACAGAACAAAUACCGCGUCAUGGAGCGCGCCACACAACGAGCGGAGUGGGUGAAAUUCCAACAGAAGCAAAAGCAGCAGAAGGAAGAACAAAGUGAACAAGAGCGAAUUGAGUAUGCUCAGAUUGACUGGCAUGACUUCGUGGUUGUUGAGACAGUGGAAUUCACCGAACACGACGAACACGCGGAAUUGCCACCGCCAACAUCUCUCAACGACCUGCAGUCAGCCUCCCUGGAACAAAAGGCCGCUAUAUCUCUCAACACAAUGCGCAUCGAAGAAGCCAUGCCCACAGACCUCGACAACCCAACUUACUACAACGCCUGCCCAACACAACCCGUCUCAAUGCCUCCUCCUCAACAACCCUCUGUCUCGCCUUACCCAGCAGGCCCCUACCCUCCCCCUGGGCAAUUUACCAAUGCCGAAGAGGAUCAGCGCAUUCAUGAACGAACUCAAGCGCGCGACCAAGCCGCCGCCGUUCAAGCUGCCGCACAAGCCAUCCCCGGCCAACAGCCAAUGCGCAUCCGUUCAGACUACGUGCCACGAGCCCAGGCACGCCGCCAACAAGCAACUCAGAUGGCAAUCUGCCCUUACUGUAGCCAGAAAGUUCCGUCUACCGAGUUGGACGAGCACAUCCGUAUCGAGCUUCUGGACCCUCGUUGGAAGGAGCAGCGCGCCAAGGCUGAAUCUCGCAGCGCCACCACCAACUUGUCCACCGUCGACGUGGUCAACAAUCUCAAGCGUCUGGCUAGUCAGCGCAGCGAUGUAUUCGACCCGUCUCCUAUUGACCCGGAGGAGGAAGCCAGGCGCAAGCGCGUGGCUGCUGAUCCCUCUGUGCAAGGCCCGCACAAUCCCAAUGCUCAGAGUACGAACAUUGAAGACCAGCUCAGGCACAUUCACCAACUUGCCAAAAAAUGA